Messenger RNA from Symbiodinium natans, 1380 nucleotides. The record is from the annotation of a GenBank genome assembly. Lineage: Eukaryota; Dinophyceae; Suessiales; Symbiodiniaceae.
AUGGGGGGUGUUUUACCUAGGCACUUCUAUGGCCAUGACGCCACAGAAGGAGAGCAAGUCGAUUCCAGCAUGGCCCACCAAGAAGCCAACAGCGAGGCCACACAUCAUCAGAAGGUGAACGAGAGCCUCAUCCACGAAGAGGGGGGGGAUAACUCCAGUGCGGCCCCUUUCGACAAGCCUCUCGUGCCCGAAGGAACCGCCAACGAGGAAAGUGGGGCUGCUUGGGGGAUCUGCCCAGGGCGCCAUGCAGCCAUAAAGAGGGAAGUCUUGUGCGUCUUGUUGAUGAUUGUCCAGGCAAUCUUUGAUCCGAGUUGGCAGGUGAUGCCCUUUGGCAGUUCAGUGUCAGGCUUCGGAACCGACUGCUCCGACCUAGAUGUGUCAUGCCAGGAUUCGCGGAUCGCACUUCCGGACAAGGUGCAGAUGUUGGACACUCUCGAGAAGUUGUGGCAACACCUCCAAGAUGAUCCCGUUCCGGGUGUUGAGCUCGUUCAGUUCGUCACGAAGGCCGCCUGCCCCAUCAUCAAGCUCCGCUACAAAGGCCUCCCUGUGGACAUCAGCAACAACCCUCUCCCGCUGCAGAACACAAGGCUCCUGGCUGCUUAUGCAGGCUUGGACGAUCGGGUGCGUGACCUGGGGCGUUUGGUGAAGAUGAUGGGCCGGAGCAUGCGCUUGCAAGGCGCGCACCACAACUACUUGAGUUCCUACGCUUGGAUCCUCAUGGUCUUGUUCUACCUGCAGCGCGCACAUGGCAUGCCAGUGCUUUGCGUGGACGACGUCGUGCACGAGGAGGGCAAGGCCGGAAAAUUGGCCGUGGAGUCUGCUCGCCGAGAAUGGGACUGGUGGAUUAAGAGUACAGUAACCGUCCCUGACCUGCUCCAGGGCUUCUUUCACUUCUACUCCCAGGUGUUCAGGUACGGCCGGGAUGUGGUCGCCAUCGGGGGUUUCAAGGACAUCGGGAGGUUGACUCGGGAUGGCAUGCACCUCGACAUCCAGGAUCCGAUCCAACUCGAGCGCAACCUUGCCGAGCCCUUGCGGGCCAUGGGCGCAAGACCUCACCGCCGACUGGUAGAUGGGUGUCGCUACGCCGCCGAGAAGCUUCCCUCGCAAGAUCCGGCAACUGUGGCGGAAGACAUCCGGUCGGGGAUCCGUCUGUUCUUAGGCAUCCUCCCAGAUCCUUUGAAGGACUUGGUCCUUUCUUAUUCUCCGCUGCCGCCGCUGCAGCGUAGGUUGUUGUGCAGGAAAGAGCGAGACUCUGUGGGAGAUGAGCUAAGAGCACACUAUGAGUUUCCGGUUCUGGAAAGCGACUGGGCUAGCAGCUGGCCUGAGUGGCAGGGGACCCUGCGUGAGUUGCGAUGCAUUUGGGCAAUGAUCAGGGCAUGA